UCACAAUGGAUUACCAAGAUGGCUUAGGCAGCCUUAAGAUCAGCUGUUUUGAUAGAGGGAAGAAGUUGUUUAUCAUUGAGAAUAGCUCAGGUUACUUGAACUACACAGAGGCUUGACUCCCAUCCAACAAUGAUGGCUUUGAAACCCUUCAGACUAUUAUUCAAGAGGAAUUAGGUUUACAAGGAGAUGUUAAUCUUUAUAAUAAAAAUGGUAAUGAGAUGACAGCUGAUGAUUUCUUCUUCCUUACUGAUAAUGAUAUUAUCUAUGUCAGAACCACAGGAGAAUUUUGUUUUAAAUCGAUGCUUGCACUUUAUAAAAGUGUUGAGAAGCUAGGUGAAGGGGGCUUCGGAUCAGUUUAUCUUCUUGAGCACUCUUUGAGUGGUGAAAGAGUUGCAGCUAAAUUUAUGGACGUUUCUGAACAUCUUAGGAAAGCUAAUGAAAUCGAGAAAGCAGUGAAGGAAUCAACUUCCUUAAUCUCUCUGGAUCAUGAGGUAAUCAUCCGACUUGAGACUGCAUUCUUUAUAAAUACUGAUAUGGUACUGUUUACUGAAUAUAUUCAAGGAGGAGAGUUGGGAAAGUAUGUUAAUGAUCAUCAAAUUAAUGAAGAGCUAGCUAAGAAAAUAUUCAUGAAAAUCUUAGAUGCGGUACAUUAUUGCCACACACGUGGGAUCAUUCACAGAGACUUAAAGAUGGAGAACAUCUUGCUCACAGAUUCCAAUGACCCUCUAAGUCUACGAGUAAUAGAUUUUGGAAUCGCUGGAAUAUGAUCUUUAAAUAAGACAGAUGCCUCUACUGCUGGAACUUUGCAUUAUUGUCCUCCUGAAAUCAUCGAUGAAUCAGAUAUAAAAUCUGAUCCUAAAAUUGACAUAUGGGCUCUUGGUGUCAUUCUAUACAUAAUUUUGCUCAAGAAAUUCCCAUUCAGGAGCGAUGUGAGCAAUUCAGACAUUAGAGAACAAAUUUUAAAUCUAGAUCUGAAAUACGAAUCAAGAGAAGAAAUGAAGUUGUCUUGUUCUGUUAAGCAUUUGAUUUCAAAUAUGUUAACAAAGAAUAAAUUCCAGAGAUAUUCUAUCAAAGAAAUCGUCUCACAUCCAUGGUUGAUUAAGGAAAUUGAAGAAAUAGAGGAAUCUCCAUUGUCUCGCCUCACAAGCAACUUUCUUAAUGAUGAAAUAGCUGAGCAAAUCAAGUCAGUAGUUUACCCUACUUGUCCAGACCAAGAAGAAGAUACUGUUCAAUUUUUGGGUGAGAGGCUAAAAUCAAGGAGAACUAUUUCAAGGAAUAUGCGCACCAAGAGUAAGCGUAAGGUUUCUAAAAUACUUUCCCCAUUGAAAUCUCAAAGAAAGAAUAACAAGAAACCCAAUGGCUCUAAUAAAGGCUCAAAGAUUAAGAUAAGGAUGAAGAACUCACCACAGUCUAUUAUCCAUCCAAUGCAGUUCAAGAUUAACUGUGAGAGUUACAUGUCUGCCAGGAAAAAGAGGAAAAGAGGAGGAAAGACACAAAAAUCUGAAUUAAUUUCGAAAUUUAAAGAAAGCCAGAAUGAGAAUAAUUAUUUGGUCGGAAUGGAGUACUGCCUCUUUAAAAGAGAAGUAGAUGAUAACAAGAUAUUAGAAACAUUUUUACUGAGACAUUCAUUAGAAUACAAUGAAUACAACAUUAAGACUCUUCGGGAGUUUGCUCAAACAUCUAUUGAAUCUCCUAUCGACUUCAAGAACAUCAUCACCAGGAUGCAGAAGAAGUCUCGAAGAAGAGUCCAUAAUGAAUCUAGAAUGUUCCACCAGAUGUCUACAAUUGCUGAGUCAUCAGCAAUGGAUUCUGGCCCAUGCGCAGUUUACAAAGAUGUGGACGAAAAGCACGAUUAUUCUAAAAACAAAUACUCCAGGUCAAUGACAAACAAGAUUAAGUUCUCUGAAAGGGUUGGAGAUAUAUCAAUGAGGAAAUAAGAUCAUAGAGAAAGCAUUCAAUUCAGCUCAAAAGGGAGGGGAAAAACUGUCGAUGAACUUCUCUAUAAAUAAAAUUUUGAAAAAGAAAAAUUCAUACACUGAACUACCUUCAAUCGAGAGAAGAGAGCAAUCUUAUCGGAAAGGAAAAUUACUGCAGAUAAGGAGAGAUAACUCUACCAAUAAGAACUCAGAUAAUAGGAAUCCCGAUCUCUUUAUUCUCAAAGAUACAUUUGUCAAAAUUGGAAAUAUUAAAAAGGGGAAAUUGAGAAGAGACAAUAGGCAAAGCAGCAAUGGGACUACAAUCUCUAACAAGCUUUUAAGAAUGAGUAUGCAAAAGAAGACCAACAAGGUAGAAUUACCUUCACAAGCUUUAGGAAGCUUCAAACGAUCUCCUGAGAGGAAGCUUGGAGUAAAAUUAACAGCCCAGUAUUAGUUAUUCAGGUUAUUAAUUUAA
Molecule: messenger RNA, 2391 nt
Organism: Moneuplotes crassus
Lineage: Eukaryota; Ciliophora; Spirotrichea; Euplotida; Euplotidae
Source: the annotation of a GenBank genome assembly